UACACACCUUUCCACGCUCCACGCUCCACGUUCCACACAACAGGGGGGCCCUCUAACGUAGUGACCGUCGAAUGAGGCUCGGUCUCAGAGGUGCCAUCACUGCUGGGUGUAUAUGUUCGCGGGCUAGCGGUUUCUUGCGCCCGCCUCCGUUUGACGAAACCAAACCGACGUGUGCUUCUCCUGCAGCAGCCAUGGCAUCUGCUGACGGCGAGGCACCAUCCAGGCACCACCCUUCUGCUUUGCGCAACAGGGGCUUUAUUGCGGCGGAGCUUGGGAAGUGGCUCGGUGGAAGCACACAUGAUGCUCCCCACCUGCUGGAGGUUGCGUCUGGAACCGGGUGUCACGUGGAAGCCUUUGCUAACCACUUGCCGGCAUGCUGGACGUAUCAGCCAACAGAGUACGAUCAAACGCGCAUUCCAGACAUCUUGGCUACCAUUGAAGAGGGAAAACACAGCAACAUUCACCCCCCGGUAGUGCUGGACGUGUGCUCCGACCCAAGCACCUGGCCACGCCCAGCUGGAGGCGAGACGGCGGGAGGAGCCAGCGGCAGGCAGUGGGACGCUAUCGUGUGCAGCAACAUGAUUCACAUCUCCCAACAGGAGUGCACGGGCGGUCUGUUAGGAGGAGCGGCGGCGGGGCUCAAGGUUGGUGGGCACCUCUUUGUCUACGGCCCUUUCGCGCUGAACGGCCUACUCAUCCCGGACAGCAACAAGAACUUUGACGCGUCUCUCAAGGCUCGCAGCGGCGGGAGCUGGGGUAUCCGGGAUGCGGCGUGGGUGUGCGGCCUGGCGUAUGACCAAGGGCUGGAGCUGACGGCCAUGACCCUCAUGCCGGCGAACAACUUCUUUGUCGUCUUCACGAAGGUGCGGGAGGCGGCGACAACGAUGGAUGUCGAGGACAGAAAGGCUCGCGUGGCGGAGCUCGUGGCGGCAGUGGUAAUGCCUGCAAGGGACGCGCUGGUGGCGAAAGUUUCGGCGAAGUAGGUCGGGGAAGCACUGCAUGCCCCGCGUUUACCGCUGCUAGUGCUGGCGGUCGGUCGCCAUCUACGUGUUGUUUCAGUGCCUACACCAGCGUUUCCGGCGUGCUAUGUGUUGCGUGUUUUGAGCGUUCCAAUGACGAAGCUGCUAUUUCAGCGGCGUGUGGCCGGCGUGCGCAAGCAUGACCGGUACCAACAUGAUCACAGGUUUAGGGCCAGCGGGCGGAGGCCUUGCGACACGGCAUAUCAAACGGUAUCAAUUGCGUGUGUGCAAGAAGGGGAAGGACGGAACGGAACCUAACCAAUCCUUCCAUCCCCAUUUCCUAAAGACCGACGGGUUCCGGUAUGGCUGACGCGUUCCCGUUGUUGAAGCCUGCACCGUUACAUGCCAGCAAUACUUGUGGCCCUUGAUAGUCCGUUGGAACGUUGCUUUUGAAAACAGAAGGUGGCGUGCCUUGCAAGGGGAUGUGUGCCUCCCUUGUGCCAACUUCUUCCACGAGGUACAACGUUGAGAGAAUCGUGUACCGAUUACACUUUUUGUGUACCCUAGGCUGCGUAAACAUUUGCGAAUCAGGCAAAUGUAUUCCCCAGCGCAGCAGGCACGUUAGUAGCCGUACAGGUGCAGGUACCGUACGUCUGUCGCUGAUGGAUGCUACACAUAAGCUUCUUCAUGAUGCGAUUGGUUGUUGCUAUGUUGAAGCAUGUAACGCCAAGGAAAGAGGAGAGGGAUGAGCUAUCCAAAUGUACUGUUGAUGAAUCUGUUUUGUAGCUACCGGGGGCGAUUCCACUUUCUGCAACCGACUGUUCACCUGAGAAUCGAGAUAGCGAACGAACCGCACGGAAAGGACAUCGAAUGUCGGCACGGCAAACCGGCAUAAUCCACGGGCGUGUGAACAUGGAAACGUUAACCCUGAGGAACU
Ectocarpus sp. CCAP 1310/34 is the source of this 1896-nucleotide messenger RNA. The record is from the annotation of a GenBank genome assembly. Lineage: Eukaryota; Phaeophyceae; Ectocarpales; Ectocarpaceae.